Orbilia oligospora ATCC 24927 is the source of this 1323-nucleotide messenger RNA. RefSeq lists its product as uncharacterized. The coding region runs from base 1 to 1323 and encodes 440 amino acids. The transcript is spliced from 2 exons. The record is from RefSeq and is a predicted model, not a curated record. Lineage: Eukaryota; Fungi; Ascomycota; Orbiliomycetes; Orbiliales; Orbiliaceae.
AUGUCUCAAGUAUCAAAGCUUAACCCACUUGCCAGGAUCUUCAAGCCCGGUGCCUCCGGGUUUGAUACCACCCCGAUUUCAACUCCUGAGGUUGCUCCAAAGGAGAAUAUCCCUCCUCCUGCUCCGGGACUCCCUCCCAAGAAAGCACGGGAACGCGUUUCAAAACCCUCUAUAUCGGAACUCGAUCAGGUCCUUACGAUUCCCGCCCCAAAGGAAUCUCCAGAAAUCAUUUCUGUUAAGGUCAAAGGGGUCAUCUCUGUCAAGGCUUUGGAGACUGCGUCAGCCAAUAUUACAGAGAUUGCGUCUAUGAAAAUUGUAGAGACCACCUUUACUAAAGCCCCAGAGACCGCUCCUAUCAAGGUUCCAGAGGCCGCUCCUAUCAAGGUUCCAGAGAUCGCCUCCAUCAAGGUUCCGGAGAUAAUUCCUACCAAGCUUCCACCUUCUCAAGAAGCUAAAGCCAGAAAAGAUAUUCUCUUCUUUGGCGAUAUCCAAGCAAAAAUGGAGAAUUUCAGCUUGAUCGAACCUGGGAAGCAUUAUAACACACCAGUCGCCGUUCCAGCUACAGAUGGCAAAAUCUUGGAUCCAGCUCAAACCUUAGAGUACCUCCGCCAAGAAGCAUUGAAGCGAGCUCAGGCCGAACUUGAUACGAUCAAGGUCCUUGCAGCCAUUCCCGCAAAACCCAUCCGCACAGUUCGCUCCAAGACUCCCAAUCCGAAGACCACAAUGUUUUGGAAAUUCCUCGACAAAGUUGAAGAUCUUGCGACUCGCGCUCUCGCUAAGGGAUUUCGUCAACCUCUCAACGCCAUGUACAAUCCUCAUCGCCAUGAUCCUUGGAAUCAUGCCGAAAGGGUUAACCAGUACUAUUAUAACGAUGGACUCAUUGCCGCCUCUGAUAUUAACGAUCCUGUUCAGGUUUUGACUGAUAACGCGGGAGCGAUUAGAUAUGAGUUGUGGAAUCAGAUGUGGCUUCAGAUCAGGAAUGAUUACCUUCAUGAAAGUUUCUUGCCUGACCCUCGUGCUGUUGCCUUGCAUAGAGACAUGACUAAGAAACUCAUUCCAACCCUUCAACGCGAAGUCGGGGCGAUCAUUGAAGAAAGGAGCCGCGAGAAGAUCUAUACCGAGCAACAAGUCUUGAGCCUUGAUCGUGGAGUCAAAGAACGAACUUACUGGCUCGAGCAUCUGGAGAAGUGUCUUGACUAUGUCAAGGUCUUUGAGCGAUUGCUGGAGGAGUUUCCAGACAAUACGAUGAUGGCUAAGGAUUGGUUCGACAAACAAUUCUUCAAGGGAAAGAAGGACAUUGGUGGUGUGGGAAAGAUCUUUUAG